CUCCUUAACUUUGCUUUCUUUUCCUCCCAACAAACACAAUGACUUAUUUUGAAACUCUCAAGCGCUCUUACACUGAUGUUGACACUAGCAAAGGUGUCGACACUGAACAAUUCUUGGAAGCUACAGAAGGACUUGUUAAGCUUUUUGACUUGCUCGGCUCUGCUGCUUUUUCAGUUGUUCAAAGUGACAUGAACGGUAAUAUCAAGAAAAUCAGAGAUCGUUAUCUGUCGAAUCCUACAGCUAAUAACACAUUGGAAGAAUUAAUGAAGAAUGAAGCUCCCGAGAAGAAGAGAGUAGCUACCGAAGGCCUCCUCUGGUUGACAAGAGGUCUCGACUUUACUGCACAAGCUUUACGUCGUAGCUUGUCAGAUCCUGCUGAAGAAUUGAACACCUCCUUCACAAAAGCUUAUGAACAGACACUUAAGAAACAUCAUAGUAUCAUUGUUCGUCCUGUUUUUGCUCUUGCAAUGAAAGCCUGUCCUUACCGUAAGGACUUUUAUGAAAAGAUCGGCGCUGUCAAUGACGCUGCUAUAGCUCAAAUGAAGGCAUGGCUCGAAGCUCUUGAAAAUAUCAUUUCCAUUAUCCAAAAUGUUUUUAAAGCAAACCCUGCAUACAUUAAGGGUAUGUAAAUAAAAUACAAACUAUUUCAUAAGCAUAGCUAUGUGUUUUUUUUUUUUUUUUUU
Rhizopus microsporus ATCC 52813 is the source of this 683-nucleotide messenger RNA. RefSeq names its product glycolipid transfer protein. Gene Ontology annotation, molecular function: ceramide 1-phosphate transfer activity; ceramide 1-phosphate binding. Gene Ontology annotation, biological process: ceramide transport; intermembrane lipid transfer. The coding region runs from base 39 to 629 and encodes 196 amino acids. NCBI's taxonomy places the organism in Eukaryota, Fungi, Mucoromycota, Mucoromycetes, Mucorales, Rhizopodaceae. The transcript has 5 exons. The record is from RefSeq and is a predicted model, not a curated record. Gene Ontology annotation, cellular component: cytoplasm; cytosol; membrane.